GUGAGAGAGGGAGGGGCAAGAUGGCGGCGCCGCGGGGGAGCCUGUCGGGGCUGGGUCUCGUUCUUCUGCUCCUGAUCUGCGGGAGGGGCUGGGCUGCCGCGGGCUCCUCCGAGGCCUUUGACUCGGCGCUGGGGAGCACGGCGUCGUGCCACCGGGCCUGUCAGCUGACUUACCCCCUGCACACCUACCCCAAGGAAGAGGAACUGUAUGCAUGUCAGCGAGGCUGCAGACUGUUUUCUAUUUGUCAGUUUGUGGAUGAUGGAAUUGACUUGAAUCGUACCAAACUGGAAUGCGACUCUGCCUGUACUGAAGCAUAUUCCCAGUCUGAUGAACAAUAUGCUUGCCAUCUUGGGUGCCAGAAUCAGCAGCCAUUUGCUGAACUGAGACAAGAGCAAUUAAUGUCCCUGAUGCCAAGGAUUCAUCUCCUUUUCCCUCUGACACUGGUGAGAUCAUUCUGGAGUGACAUGAUGGACUCAGCACAGAGCUUCAUAACUUCCUCAUGGACCUUCUACCUUCAAGCAGAUGAUGGCAAAAUAGUUAUAUUCCAGUCAAAGCCAGAAGUUCAAUAUAUUCCACAGGACACCACAGAUCUGAAAGAAUCGUUGUUGAGCAAAACAUCUGCAGACCUACAGCCAGGAGGUUCACAGACACACAGAGGAUUUUUUGAAGAGGAGGAAAGCAAUAGCUUUUUCAAAUGUCUUUCUAUAAAUUCUGGUUGGAUUUUAACGACUACACUUGUUCUCUCCGUACUGGUGCUACUCUGGAUUUGUUGUGCUACUGUUGCUACAGCUGUACAGCAGUAUGUUCCCUCUGAGAAGCUGAGCAUCUAUGGAGACUUGGAGUACAUGAAUGAAAAACUGACCAGAUACCCAGCUUCUGCUCUUGUUGUUGUUCGAUGCAAGACUGAUGAACAUGAAGAAGCAGGACCUCUACCCACAAAAGUUAAUCUGGCUCAUUCAGCAAUUUAAAUAGUUUAAAAGAAUUUAAUAGACUAAUUCUAGCACUUCUAUCAACUCCUGGUGUUUUUUUAUGGUUUCUUCAGCUGCGGGGCUUAGCGGUCAGUGUUUAAAUGAAAAUAAAGUUACAGAAUCAACAAAUCAGUCUGUCAUGGAAUCCUUGUUUUCCUCUAGUAGUGAAGAGAAUUGCACGUUUAACUUGCAGUUUUUUUUCCAAAUAUAUGUAAUUGCUUUCACUGGAGUUUGCAAUGUGUCCUUUUUGCUUAACAAAAACUGUACACUUCUCGCUACACUUCUACCAUGGCACUUUCAAUCAGUCAUUUCUAACCGUUCUAUGAUGUAAGCUCGGCAUUAGCUCUUAAAAGUAGGGUAUAAAUUCUCAGUGGGCAGAAGAUGCUUAGGUCAGGCAUUUUCAGUUGUGAGUAACUAAGAACAUUAAUUGUAGAACUAUUUGCAGAAAUGUUGUAUUAUCCGUUAGUCUUUGCAAUAACCCUUUCCCCCAAAAUAGAAAUGUAUUUUUUUACAGGUAUCAAUAUGCAGAGCGUUAAUGAGGUACUGCAGGUUGAGCUCAGGCUGUCAGAAAUGCAAGUUUUUAACGACUCAUGGACGUAUCCUUUUGCACACAAAAAAGAGACAUGCUUAUUUAUUCUUUUGACAAACUUUAGCCUUAAACUCGUCAAUAGCUUGUUACGGUAGAGCAGGGGUCGGCAACGUUUGG
Terrapene triunguis (Three-toed box turtle) is the source of this 1674-nucleotide messenger RNA. RefSeq names its product transmembrane protein 59. The record is from RefSeq and is a predicted model, not a curated record. The coding region runs from base 21 to 968 and encodes 315 amino acids. Gene Ontology annotation, biological process: positive regulation of autophagy. The transcript is spliced from 8 exons. Lineage: Eukaryota; Metazoa; Chordata; Testudines; Emydidae. Gene Ontology annotation, cellular component: late endosome; lysosome.